This is a messenger RNA of Rhizophagus irregularis DAOM 181602=DAOM 197198, 342 nucleotides long. NCBI's taxonomy places the organism in Eukaryota, Fungi, Glomeromycota, Glomeromycetes, Glomerales, Glomeraceae. The record is from RefSeq and is a predicted model, not a curated record.
GUGGUGGAACAGCUUGGCGACCGUAAAGUUCUUCCAAUUGAAGAUAUUAAAAUUCUUAAUAAAUAUAAAGAGACUCCAUUAUCUUGCGUAAGUUCAGGAAUGGUUGACGAGAAGGCGGUACUUGUUGCUUUAGUAUGUCUACCCAAAGGCACGCAAGUUAAUUUACCUGGUGAUAUUGGUAAUGUUAUUGAUCCUAAUAGUGACCAAACAUUUAUGUUAGGACCAGUGUUUAAAACAGAACAAGAUGAAAACAAAAGAUAUAUACUUACAGUAGAACAUGGAGUUAGAAAUAGUAACCUCGUAAUUCAACCAGAGAGUUCUGACCAAGUAUGCACCCAUUAA